AUGCAGAUCACAGAAAUCUUCUUCGAUUGCGACAACACUCUAGUCCUCUCCGAGGAGCUAGCCUUCGAGGCUUGCGCCGACCUGGCCAAUGAGAUUUUAGAAGCCAAUUACAUCUCCGAGCGCUACACUGGCAGCCAGCUGAUCAUAGACUUCGUCGGCCAGAAUUUCCGCGGCAUGAUGAUGUCGCUGCAGCAGAAGUUCGGGUUCGAGAUCCCGGCAGACAAGCUAGAGGAAUACGUCACCAAGGAGGAAGAUAAGGUCAUCGCCAAAUUGGAGGCCAAGGCCAAGCCCUGCGAGGGCGCCAGCGAGGAACUGGAAAAGUUAUUCGCGUCGAAGAAGUACGGUCUCGCUGUUGUCUCUUCUUCCGCUUUGCGCCGCGUGCGGGCUUCUAUCGAGAAGGUCGACCAGGCUAAGUACUUCGACCACGACAAGGUUUUUAGCGCUGCUAGCUCUCUGCCCAAGCCAACUUCCAAGCCUGAUCCCGCUAUCUAUCUGUACGCCCUUGAGAAGGUUGGCAAGACUGCCGCGGAAACUGUAACCAUUGAGGACAGCAAGUCCGGUGCACUCUCUGCGGUUCGCGCCGGUAUCCCGGUCAUUGCCUAUGUCGGUAGCUACGUCGGCGAAGAGAUGCAGAAGAAGAUGGCUCAGGUUUUGACUGAGCUUGGUGCAAAGGUUGUCAUGUGGCAUUGGUCUGAGUUCGAGGACUGUUUGCGGGCUAUCGAGAAUGGAACCACUGCCGAGGUCAACUCGAGUCUUUGA
Penicillium soppii is the source of this 759-nucleotide messenger RNA. Its product is annotated as HAD family hydrolase. The record is from RefSeq and is a predicted model, not a curated record. The transcript has a single exon. The coding region runs from base 1 to 759 and encodes 252 amino acids. NCBI's taxonomy places the organism in Eukaryota, Fungi, Ascomycota, Eurotiomycetes, Eurotiales, Aspergillaceae.